Microthlaspi erraticum is the source of this 534-nucleotide messenger RNA. The record is from the annotation of a GenBank genome assembly. NCBI's taxonomy places the organism in Eukaryota, Viridiplantae, Streptophyta, Magnoliopsida, Brassicales, Brassicaceae.
AUGGGUGCAGGAAUGGCCAAAUUCAUUGGCGAAGAGGUAGAAACGGUUGAUGACUAUGAUGAAUACUGUCAUCAUGCUGCUGGACUUGUGGGAUUAGGUAUGUCAAAGAUCUUCCUCGCUUCGGAGUUAGAAACACUGACUCCAGACUGGAAGCAGAUUUCAAAUUCUUCAGGUUUAUUCAUGCAGAAAACAAAUAUCAUUAGAGAUUAUCUUGAGGACAUUAAUGAAAUACCAAAAUCACGCAUGUUUUGGCCUCGUGAGAUUUGGGGAAAAUAUGUUGACAAACUCGAGGACUUAAAAAAUGAGGAAAAUUCAACAAAAGCAGUGCAGUGUUUGAAUGAAAUGGUCACUAAUGCAUUGAUUAAUGUUGAAGAUUUCUUAAAAUCCAAGGCUGUAUUGCGUACUCCUUCAAUAUUGAAGUCGGUUUCCCUCCCUCAGGUUGACAAGAACGAUCCAAAUGCAAUGAAAACACUAAAACAACUUGAAACCAUCAAGAAAAUCUGCAGAGAAAAUGGAGACCUCCACAAGAGGUAG